Molecule: messenger RNA, 1443 nt
Organism: Trichosurus vulpecula (common brushtail)
Lineage: Eukaryota; Metazoa; Chordata; Mammalia; Diprotodontia; Phalangeridae
Gene: SPATA6
Product: spermatogenesis associated 6
Exons: 13
Coding region: 1-1443 (480 amino acids)
Biological process (GO): spermatogenesis; motile cilium assembly
Molecular function (GO): myosin light chain binding
Source: RefSeq, a predicted model, not a curated record
AUGCCGAAGAUGAAGGCGCUGCAGUGCGCCCUGGCGCUGGAGAUCCGCUCCUCAUUGUCUCCCCUUGCCCAGAUAUCUUGUCCACGUCUGCAGCUGAAAGACAAGGAAGACGUCUAUCUCAGCGUUUGUGUGUUUGGCCAGUACAAAAAGACACAAUGUGUCCCUCCUAUCUUUCCACUGGUCUUCAAUGCCAGAAUGGUGUUUGAAAAGGUGUUCCCUGAAGCCAUAGACCCGGGAGACGUAGUGGCACAACUCGAAUGUGACACAGCAGUGUUUGAGUUGAUACAGCUUGUUCUGCCAGUGGGUGAAACGCUCUCUACAUAUGAGGAAAACACGAGAGACUUCAUGUUCCCUGGUCCGAAGCAAAUGCCUGGACACCAUGAUUCAAACCGCCAGGUGAUGAUGCAAAGAAUUUCUGGCAUCAAGGGACUUGCUCCAAAGCUGGAAUUUUCUACCACCUCUGUGAUCACAGAAUGCCUGAUCAGCCCAAGGAAGUGUCGGGGCCUCCAGGUUCAAGACAAACUGUCAUACCAUGCCACCCCUCUUGAAAGGAGCCAUGGUCGGAUGCAAAUCAGAGGGCCAACAAGAUCGUCCAAGAAGAAGUCCAGGUCCCCCGAGAGACACAAGCACUGCACCAACCCACGAAACUAUGAGCAGCCCACCAUCUCAUCCAAGUCCCAUUCCCCAUCCCCAUACACCAAAAGGCGGAUGUGCGAGCUGUCAGAGGACACCAGACGGCGGCUGGCUCAUCUCAACCUGGGACCCUAUGAGUUCAAAAAGGACACUGACAAACCUCCGUUUGUCAUCAGACAUGCUGACCCCCUAAGCCCCAAGCCUGAAAUUCGUCUUGGACCUAAUGUCAGAGAACCUUCAAGAGAAGGCUGGUGCAAGUUGCACAACGAUCAUGCUCAUCUUGGCAGCUACCGAACCAAGGAAUAUAAGAUUACUAAGCCAUGUCAUAUAAGAGACCGUGAAGAUUCUCUUGAAAGGUGUGAAGAAUACCUUGCCCCAAGGCAAUCUAGGCCACCCCACCCAGACCGGGCUCUCUUGGUCCACUCAGCACCAUCCUCAAUGCAGAAACGCUCUCCCAGCCCUGUGCUCAAUCAGUCGACUCUCAGGGAAAGAUAUCAUUCAGAUUGGUGCUCACCUUCAAACUCAGAUGAAAUACAUGAGCGGGAUGAGAGAGACCAGGAAAAAGAUGAGGAGCUGGACCUGAAGAGAAGUUUUUCAUAUAAAGACUCCGUCUGUGAUAGCGAUCCCGAAUACAGUUCCGUAUAUAGGCCACAUCCCUUGGUCCACUUGGAUAAUGGCGAGUACUGGUCCAACCGAGCAGCAGCAUAUAAAGGAAAGUCCCAUCGAGGCAACUUUGAGAACAGCAUGGACAAGAUCUAUAGGAACUUGUACAGGAAAGCCUGUGGCUCCAGCACCCAAGAAAGCUUCUAA